This is a messenger RNA of Balaenoptera ricei (Rice's whale), 855 nucleotides long. It is a transcript of the gene TLX2, whose product is annotated as T cell leukemia homeobox 2. Bases 1 to 855 code for a protein of 284 amino acids. Gene Ontology annotation, molecular function: RNA polymerase II cis-regulatory region sequence-specific DNA binding; DNA-binding transcription factor activity, RNA polymerase II-specific. NCBI's taxonomy places the organism in Eukaryota, Metazoa, Chordata, Mammalia, Artiodactyla, Balaenopteridae. The record is from RefSeq and is a predicted model, not a curated record. Gene Ontology annotation, cellular component: nucleus. Gene Ontology annotation, biological process: regulation of transcription by RNA polymerase II; animal organ development. The transcript is spliced from 3 exons.
AUGGAGCCGGCGGUGCUGGCCUCGCACAACCUCCCGCACCACGAGCCAAUCAGCUUCGGAAUCGAUCAGAUCCUGAGCUACCCGGAACCCCCCGGGAGCGGCCUAGGCCCGGGUCGAGCGGGCCAGGGCCAUGGGGAGAGUGCGGCGUUCUCGGGUGGAUUUCACGGAGCCUCAAGCUACGGUCCCGCGGGCUCGCUGGCCCCGCUACCAGGCAGCUCUGGUGUGGGCCCGGGCGGCGUGAUCCGCGUCCCGGCGCACCGCCCGCUGCCAGUGCAGCCGCCCGCGGGAGGCGCGCCUGCUGUUCCUGGACCCUCGGGUUUGGGCGGCGCCGGGGGCCUAGCGGGACUCACCUUCCCUUGGAUGGACAGCGGCCGCCGCUAUGCCAAGGACCGGCUCACUGCGGCGCUCUCGCCCUUCUCCGGGACGCGCCGUAUAGGUCACCCCUACCAAAACCGGACCCCCCCAAAGCGGAAGAAGCCGCGCACAUCCUUCUCCCGCUCGCAGGUGCUGGAGCUGGAGCGGCGCUUCCUGCGCCAGAAGUACCUGGCCUCGGCCGAGAGGGCGGCGCUGGCCAAGGCCCUGCGCAUGACCGACGCGCAGGUCAAGACGUGGUUCCAGAACCGGCGCACCAAGUGGCGGCGCCAGACGGCCGAGGAGCGCGAGGCAGAGCGGCACCGUGCGGGCCGACUGCUUCUGCACCUCCAGCAGGACGCACUACCGCGGCCGCUACGGCCGCCGCUGCCCCCGGACCCGCUCUGCCUGCACAACUCGUCGCUCUUCGCGCUGCAGAACCUGCAGCCCUGGGCCGAGGACAACAAGGUGGCUUCCGUGUCCGGGCUCGCCUCAGUGGUGUGA